Molecule: messenger RNA, 406 nt
Organism: Durio zibethinus
Lineage: Eukaryota; Viridiplantae; Streptophyta; Magnoliopsida; Malvales; Malvaceae
Source: RefSeq, a predicted model, not a curated record
GGAGGACGAAGAAUUGGCUGAAGUUGAAGCAAAACUGGAUGCUGACUGGAAGGCUAGCACAGGAACAGUCAAGGUAGGCAAAAAGACUGAUGAUGAAUUGAAAAAGGAGAAGCGGCCAUUUCUCACACAGUUCUUCUCUCCCAUAUUUCUGAAGGCAUUUUCAAUCAUAUUUUUCGGUGAAUGGGGUGACAGAAGCCAGAUUGCUACAAUUGGUUUGGCUGCAGAUGACAACCCAUUUGGUGUAGUUCUUGGUGGUAUUGUAGGACAAGCAUUGUGCACCACUGCUGCUGUCCUUGGAGGAAAGAGCUUGGCAUCUCAGAUAUCUGAGAAAAUUGUUACACUCUCGAGUGGAGUUCUUUUCAUUGCUUUUGGAAUCCAAUCCUUCCUCUCAACAGUAGAGUCUUGA